This is a messenger RNA of Sinocyclocheilus grahami, 706 nucleotides long. Its product is annotated as lymphocyte cytosolic protein 2-like. NCBI's taxonomy places the organism in Eukaryota, Metazoa, Chordata, Actinopteri, Cypriniformes, Cyprinidae. Gene Ontology annotation, biological process: cell surface receptor protein tyrosine kinase signaling pathway; intracellular signal transduction. Bases 71 to 418 code for a protein of 115 amino acids. The record is from RefSeq and is a predicted model, not a curated record. The transcript has 3 exons.
GAAAAAACAGACAAACAUUGCUCAUUAGUCAUUGUCAGCCCUAAUACUAUUAUUUCUCCAUUUAUAGGACAUGGAUCCAGCUUGGUAUGUGGGUCAGGUCACCCGCGGCGAGGCAGAGAGCUGCCUGAGAAGAGUUAACAGGGAUGGGACGUUCCUUGUGCGAGACAGUUCAAAUCAAUCUUCAAACCAGCCCUACACGCUUGUGGUCCUGUACCAGGAUAAAGUUUACAACAUUCAGAUCCGCAGAAAUCCUGAUGGCUUUAUGCUAGGCACUGGUCUGAAAUCCUCAGAGACUUUUAAACAGGUCAGCGACAUUAUCAGCCAGCACAAACACAUGCCACUCCUUCUUAUUAAUGCUAAGAGCCGAGAAGCAAGCCAACAGAACCAGUGUGCUCUGAUUUAUCCAGCUGUAUAUUAAACCUUUAUUCUACAUGAGACUAACGUACAGUUAGUUUCAGCUAUUACAUUUCAUUUCAUUCAGGGGUUUUUUCUCAAACACCAUUCAUAACUGUCAAAAGGUCUGUAAAAAAAAUAUGACUCUGUACAACAUUAUUUUGAAUGCAUAGCUGCACAUUCCAUAGUACUGAAUACGUGUUCAUAUUAAAUGUUCAUAUUAAAAACAAAAUGAUAACUCAGUACUUUGUCAAUAUUAGGACCGUUUUCGUUAUUUCUCGACCUAAUCUCUUUGUCUUUUGUUUCAGUUGUU